This is a messenger RNA of Dracunculus medinensis (Guinea worm), 1707 nucleotides long. The record is from the annotation of a GenBank genome assembly. NCBI's taxonomy places the organism in Eukaryota, Metazoa, Nematoda, Chromadorea, Rhabditida, Dracunculidae.
AUGGUUCAGCAGGAUACCGAUGGAACUUACAAAUGGGCUCCACCUUCAAAUAGUUAUAUGGCAAAGUAUAAACGUGCUGCUAUAACAAGCGAUCAUGGUAUAUGUUCUGAUUUUGGAAGGGGUAUUCUAUUAAAAGGUGGUAACGCAAUUGAUGCAACUUUAGCAUCACUGUUUUGUCUUGGUGCGACAAAUCCUCAAAGCAGUGGCCUUGGUGGCGGAUUUAUUAUGACCAUUUAUAAUAGCACAACGAAAAGAUGUAAUAUAAUUGAUGCGCGUGAAACAGCACCUAAAAAUUCUCAUCAAAAUAUGUUUACCAAUAAUCCAAAUGCAUCUAAAUAUGGUUUCCUUGCAAUAGCAACACCAGGUGAAUUAUAUGGUUAUUGGUUAGCAUAUACUAAAUAUGGCAGUGGUAAUGUCACAUGGUCAGAAAUAAUUCAACCUACGAUUGAUCUCUGUAAAAAUGGUGUACCUGUUUCCGAAUUUCUUGCAAAUGUAUUAAAAGUCAAAGAAAAACAAUUCAAAACAUUACCUUAUAUGAGAAAUUGGAUAAAUAAUGCAACGGAUCGAGUUUAUAUUGCUGGUGAUUUAAUAAAACGAACCAAAUUAGCCAGAACACUCGAAAGAAUUUCUCGAAGUUCAGAUCCAGUUGAAUUGUUUUAUCGCGGUGAUAUGGCUAAUACUAUAAUUAAAGAAAUUCAAGCUAAUGGAGGUAUUUUAAACAAAGAAGAUUUGAUGAAUUUCAAACCCGUUGAACAUGAUGAAGCAUUAAUUAAUGAUCAUUUCUCAGGCAGUUUAGUUAUGUGUGGACCACCACCACCAUCAUCAUUUGCUGUUUCGCAGCUUAUCGUCUCUAUUAUGGCUAAAUUUUAUUCGCCCGAGUCGAACAAAGAUUUACUCUAUAAAUCUCCCGAAUUUUAUCAUCGCUUAAUUGAAGCAGAAAAAUUUUCUUAUGCUAAACGAACUCUACUUGGCGACGAAUUAUUUGUAAAAGAAGCAAGUGCGCUUGCAAAAAAUAUGACGACAAAAUUGUAUACGGAUUGGAUUUAUGCUCUCAUAUCUGAUAAAGCACAUCCAUCUGAUUAUUACGGGGCCAUGCACCAAGCUCAGAAAGAAGAUCACGGUACGUCUCAUGUUUCAACUUUAGAUGCGCAAGAUAAUGCCGUUUCUGCGACGAGCACAGUCAAUCGGUGGUUUGGAUCAAGUACAGAAUCCGAAGAACUGGGAAUUAUUUGGAAUGAUGAAAUGGAUGAUUUUUCUACACCAGGAAUGAUUAAUGGUUUUGGUUUUGCACCUUCUAAGACGAAUUUCAUUAAGCCAGGAAAGAAACCAAUGAGUAGUAUGAGUCCAAUGGUUAUAUAUGAUUCAAUAACCGGUAAAGUUAAAAUGGUGAUUGGUGCAUCAGGUGGUUCAAAAAUAAUUUCUGCAAUUGCCAAACCAGUUAUACGAACAUUAUUUUUCAAUGAAACAAUUAAAGAAGCAAUUGAUGCGCCUCUAUUACAUAAUCAAUUUACGCCUGAUUUUACACAAUAUGAAAAUCAUGUUCCUCAAGAACUUAUGAAGAUUUUAGUUUCGAAAUAUAAUCAAAAAUUUCGAUUAACAAGUGGAUUUGAAGGAAUUGUUCAGGCAAUAUAUGUCGAUUCUAAUGAUGAUAUCUAUGUAAAUGGUGAUUUUCGACGAAAAACUGAUAUGCAUCCGGGUGGCUAUUAA